Molecule: messenger RNA, 3690 nt
Organism: Durusdinium trenchii
Lineage: Eukaryota; Dinophyceae; Suessiales; Symbiodiniaceae
Source: the annotation of a GenBank genome assembly
UCGGAUCGGAAGGUCUCGGACUCGGUACCCAGCCGCGGUGUGUGGAUUUGCUGGGUCCAUUGCCCUUCUGUUUGUCCGAUGUCUGAUUAUUGUGGCUGAAUGCCGCAAGGGUUUGGGGAUUUUUUGGGGUUUGUUUUCCAAAUGAACGCACUUUGUGCUAUUUUGUGCUUGAGUGUUUCUCCAUGAGCUGAAGAUAGCCACCGUGAAUUCUGGGUGAAUGAGCAUUGGACUGUUCACUAUUGCAGGCUUCCUUAGAAUUAGCCACGCACGUGUACACAAUCUCCCUGGCUUUUGUUCUGAAUGUCAAGCGCACAGCAAUCCUCUAAUUUUUGCUUGGAUUUCUUCCAUGCAGAACUUGAGGAAAGAUGGACGUGUUACUGCAAAUGUCUUAGUCCAUGCGAGCGAUGGCCGGGGUGAGCCUUCAAACACCUGGAAUCACUUCACCGGGAGUCACGACCCUGCGAGAGAUUGAUGAUCACGUGCCAGGAUGCUAUGCAGAAAGUCCUGCCGGGGUUGGUUGUGUUUCACGCUCCACACACCAGCUCAUCCCCUUUGCCUUUUUCUUCAUACCGUAGCCGCCGUAGCCAUUUUGGCUUCCAACGUGUUGGGCCCCCGAAGUAAAACCUCGAAGCAAAAGGAAAGCCGACCUCGAACCUCGAAGCGACGAUGAGCCUUGUGGACGAGAUCAUUGUCCCCUGCUGCCUGAUAGGUCUGGUGGCCGCCUUCGCGCAAUUCCUCGUCAUCCGGAAGAUCUCUCUGACCCCCAAUGGCAAUUUGUCCACCAGCCUCACCAGUGGUGACGCCCCUGAGAAGUUGGUGCCUGAGAUCUAUGCCAAGAUCAUGGAUGGAGCAAUCCAAUUUUUGAAGGUGGAGUAUGCGAUUUGCUGCCUCUUUUGCGUGCUCUUCUCUGGCGUCAUCUACGGCUUGGUGUCUUGGGGAACCCACAGCCACACCCAAGGUGCAUUGACCGCUGGAGCCUUCUUGACAGGAGCCUUCACCUCCAUGUUGUGCGGCUUCCUGGGCAUGAUGAUCGCCACCUACUCCAACGCACGCACCACCUUGGCAUGCGCGCACAAGGGCUACACCGAGGGCUUCAACACGGCCUUCCGCGGUGGCAGCGUCAUGGGCUAUGCCUUGUGCUCUUUAGGAGUGCUUGUGCUGUGGGUCUUGCUGAGCUACUAUCGCAAGGUGUACCCUGAGCACGAUGACUGGGAGAUCCUCUUCGAUUGUGCUGCCGGCUAUGGCCUUGGUGGCAGCACCGUGGCGAUGUUUGGUCGUGUGGGCGGCGGCAUCUACACCAAGGCGGCGGAUGUGGGUGCCGAUCUGGUGGGAAAGGUGGUGGCAGGCCUCGAUGAGGACGAUCCCAACAAUCCCGCCACCAUCGCGGACAACGUGGGUGACAACGUGGGCGACAUCGCCGGGAUGGGCGCCGACCUCUUCGGCUCCUUCGCCGAGUCCACCUGCGCCGCGCUGGUCAUCGCGGCCGCGGCGGUGGAGGGCUCCGACAACACGCUGUCGGUGGCGGGCUGGGACGCCAUGCUCUUCCCCGUGGCCAUCUCCGCGGCUGGCAUCGUGAUCUGCAUCUUGUGCGGCUUCUUUGCCACCAACAUCUCUCCGGUGAAGGUGGAAGCGGACAUCGAGAAGGUCCUGAAGGUCCAAAUGGUGCUCACAGCCAUCCUGAUGCUUCCCGUCAUCUACUACCUGGCCGUUCUGCUGCUGCCGGCGGAGUUCCGACUGGAAGGCGUCCGCCUCACCGAGAGCGGGAACCAGGCGAAGAUCCACGGUAGCCCUUUCAAGGCAUUCAUUUGCGCGACCAUGGGAUGUGUCGGAGGGCUCAUCAUUGGCCUGGUCACUGAGUACUUCACCUCCCACAGCUUCAUCCCCACCCGCGAGUUGGCCUCGGCCUGCAAGUUUGGCACAGCCGUGAACAUCAUCCAGGGCUUGGCCUUGGGCUACAAGAGCUGCAUCGUUCCAGUCUUCGUGCUGUCCUCCGCCAUCUUUGUGUCCUUCCAGCUCUGCGAUUUGUACGGCAUUGCCUUGGCGGCCUUGGGUAUGUUGGCCACGCUGAGCUGCGGUUUGACCAUCGAUGGCUUCGGCCCCAUCAGCGACAACGCCGGUGGCAUUGCCGAGAUGGCACUCUUCAACCCAGAGGUGCGGCGUCGCACCGAUGCCCUGGACGCGGCGGGCAACACCACAGCGGCCAUCGGGAAGGGCUUCGCCAUUGGCAGUGCUGCCUUGGUGUCUUUGGCACUCUACGGAGCCUUCGUGAUCAGAUUGCGGGUGAAGACCGGAGUGAACAUUUUGGAGCCCACCACCUUUGCCUUCCUCAUCAUUGGCUGCAUGAUCCCCUAUUGGUUCGCGGCUCUGACCAUGAAGUCUGUCGGAAAGGCUGCAGGAGAGAUGGUGGCAGAGGUCCAGAGGCAGUUCAGCAUGAAGGACUCGAAGGGCAAAACUUUGCUCACUGGCAGCACUGAGCUCAAGCCGGAUUCCAAGACCUGCAUUCAGAUUUCCACCCAGGCGUCCAUUCGUGAGAUGGUGGCACCCGCGUGCCUGGUCAUCUUGUCUCCCUUGGCGGCGGGAACGUUCUUCGGCGUGCAGGCGGUCUUCGGACUCUUGACGGGCUCGCUGGGCUCCUCGGUGCAGCUGGCCAUCUCCAUGUCCAACUCCGGCGGCGCCUGGGACAAUUGCAAGAAGUUCAUCAAGAACGGCUUCUCCGAUGACGUGGAGCUGCGCUACACGAAGAAUCCUCAGACCGAAGAGGAGAAGAAGGCUGCACCGAAGGCCAAGGAAGCACACGACGCAGCUGUGCAGGGCGACACUGUGGGCGACCCCUUCAAGGACACCUCCGGACCUGCCCUGAACAUCGUCAUGAAGCUCCAGGCCAUUGUGUCUCUGGUCUUCGCGGCCUACUUCGCAGCCAUCAACCAUGGCCACGGCUUAGUGCAGGUGCAGUGAGGUCUCUACCGGGCCUGAAGAGGUGCAACACCCAGUCCGACCUACACAGACUUGGCAAGAAGCUGCUUCCUAGUCUGCUUCCUGCCGAAUUUUUCUGGAACUGAUCAUGUCUUGCUGGUUGGAUCUGGGUUUUCUUAUAUAGUAGGUGAUUUGGAGUCGAUUUUGUGAUGAUCCAAGGCUCCAUGGUCGAUGCGUUCCUGGCAAAGGGGCACCAGUUCUUCCAAUGUCUUCCUUAUCUUCAAGCCAUUUUGGUCGCGAAUAAACAUGACGUGGCUCCCAGAUGACUUUCUGUUCCUUUUUUUCCCAGGUCCACAGCAUCCACAUCCGUUUACCUCACCCCAUCCAGGGCCAUCUCAACUCUCGGCUCACACAUCCGGCAAUUGGCUGGAGCAUGGAGCACUUUCUCCCGCGCACGGGCUCCCUUCCUUUGUUGGAAAGGAGCCAGUCGUCCUUUGGCGACGUCCGAUGUGAAGACGAAGUUGAAUGAGAGUCAUCGAGGGUCAUCAGGUUGGAAACUUUGGCUCAUCUUCGCAAAGGCUUCGGUCUUCGGUCUUCGGACGUCUGAAGGACAAUCAUUUGAUGGAUCGGUCUUCGUGCGGUCGACCGUCCUUGAAGUGAAGGGCCUUUUGCCUCUGCGGAAGAUUGGUCCACAGGGCCCAUUGGUGCGAGACAGACAGACACGAAUAUCAGGUCUGGUUUGAAAAAACCAAACAUCUCACGCGGCACUCCUUCAAG